Arthroderma uncinatum is the source of this 1422-nucleotide messenger RNA. Its product is annotated as NADH-ubiquinone oxidoreductase 49 kDa subunit. Gene Ontology annotation, biological process: mitochondrial electron transport, NADH to ubiquinone. The record is from RefSeq and is a predicted model, not a curated record. Gene Ontology annotation, molecular function: quinone binding; NADH dehydrogenase (ubiquinone) activity; NAD binding. The transcript is spliced from 3 exons. NCBI's taxonomy places the organism in Eukaryota, Fungi, Ascomycota, Eurotiomycetes, Onygenales, Arthrodermataceae. Bases 1 to 1422 code for a protein of 473 amino acids.
AUGGCUUCCUCCAUCACAUUUCUCGCACGCCAUGUGCCAAAGCGGCUCUGUCUGAGUCCCUCGUCUCGGGCGGUUUCCGCCAAAACAUCCAGAACGACGACCUUCGCGCGAUCGAUAUCAGGCUCUGCGCCAUGUCGUUACGCUGAGGCCUACCAGGCAACAAAACUGAUCCCAACCGACCCUACCUUCAAGUCGGAUACCUCGCAUACUGAUUCAGCUCCCUCUGGCCUCGAGUCUGAAACUACCUAUGGUCGAAAGAUCCGCCAUUACACGGUCAACUUUGGCCCACAGCAUCCUGCUGCUCACGGUGUGCUUCGAUUGAUUCUAGAGCUCAAUGGAGAGGAGAUCGUUCGCGCCGAUCCCCAUGUCGGUCUUUUGCACAGAGGCACUGAGAAGUUGAUCGAAUACAAAACCUAUAUGCAGGCUCUGCCUUACUUCGAUCGAUUAGAUUACGUCUCUAUGAUGACGAACGAGCAAUGCUUUUCGUUGGCUGUGGAAAAAUUGCUGAACGUUGAGAUCCCCGAGAGAGCCAAAUGGAUUAGAACGUUGUUUGGUGAAAUUACCAGGAUCCUCAACCAUCUCAUGUCUGUUCUUUCCCACGCUAUGGAUGUUGGUGCAUUGACUCCAUUCUUGUGGGGGUUCGAGGAGCGAGAGAAAUUGAUGGAAUUUUAUGAGCGAGUAUCUGGCGCCCGUCUUCACGCAGCCUAUGUUCGCCCAGGAGGUGUCCACCAGGAUAUCCCCGUUGGUCUUCUUGACGACAUCUACCAAUGGGCUACCCAAUUCGCCGACCGUAUCGACGAGACCGAAGAACUUCUCACGGACAACCGAAUCUGGAAAGCCAGAACUGUCGGUGUCGGUGUCGUAACUGCUGCUGAGGCCCUCAACUACGGAUUCUCCGGUGUUAUGUUGCGCGGCUCCGGUGUUCCAUGGGACAUCCGUAAGUCUCAACCUUACGAUGCCUACGGACAGGUUGAAUUCGAUGUGCCGGUUGGUGUCAAUGGAGAUUGUUACGACCGAUAUCUCUGCCGAAUGGAGGAAUUCCGCCAAUCGCUACGCAUCAUCCACCAGUGCCUAAAUAAGAUGCCUGCCGGACCAGUUCGCGUCGAAGAUUACAAGAUCAGCCCUCCACCACGCAUAGCCAUGAAGGAGAACAUGGAGGCUUUGAUCCACCAUUUCUUGCUCUUCACCAAGGGUUACACCGUGCCACCAGGCGAAACUUACUCUGCCAUCGAGGCUCCAAAGGGUGAAAUGGCAGUUUUCGUUGUCAGCGACGGUAGCGAACGACCCUACAGAUGUAAAAUCCGUGCUCCAGGUUUCGCGCAUCUCGCGUGCUUUGACCAACUUUCUCGAGGCCAUCUACUAGCUGAUGCUGUUGCAAUUAUUGGUACUAUGGAUCUCGUGUUCGGUGAGGUCGAUAGGUGA